Messenger RNA from Tribolium madens (black flour beetle), 937 nucleotides. Its product is annotated as pleckstrin homology domain-containing family A member 3-like. Gene Ontology annotation, biological process: endosome organization; receptor recycling; retrograde transport, endosome to Golgi. Bases 144 to 767 code for a protein of 207 amino acids. NCBI's taxonomy places the organism in Eukaryota, Metazoa, Arthropoda, Insecta, Coleoptera, Tenebrionidae. The transcript has 5 exons. Gene Ontology annotation, cellular component: trans-Golgi network; recycling endosome; early endosome. The record is from RefSeq and is a predicted model, not a curated record.
CUUGUCAAAAAUUGAAAACGUAAACAGAUAAGUCCUCAUUUGUAAACGUUUGAGUAAUCUGUUUUAAUUUUUUAUAAAUUUUAUGACGAGUAUCGAUUAAAAUAAUGCCUGCGUUGUAGUAAUUUUCCCAUUAGACAGGGAUCAUGGAAGGAGUCCUUUGGAAAUGGACUAAUUACUGGAAUGGAUGGCAGACGCGAUGGUUUAUUCUUGAAAAUGGUGUACUAGCAUAUUACAAAUCCCAAGAAGAGGUUAAUCAGGGUUGUAGAGGUUCUAUUAAAGUGCAAGCUUGUGAAAUAAUUGUUAACGCCAUCGAUAGUACACGGUUAGACCUUGUAAUUCCCGGCGAGCAACACAUUUAUCUCAAAACAGCAACAUCACAAGAAAGACAGCAGUGGUUGGUCGCCCUCGGUAGUGCUAAAGCUUGUGUCCAAAAACGAACUCUAAAUGACUCUAGUGAGUUCAAAGUUAAUAACAACUGUGAGCCUAACACCAAUGCCUUGAAAAAAAAGAAAUCAGAAUUAAGGCUUUAUUGUGAUUUAUUGAUGCAACAAGUACAUGUUAUUAAAAAUUCCACUAAUGGAGAAAACAGGCCUGAUGUUGAAAAAAUGGAUGACGCUACAAGAUUGUUGGGAGCAACUUGUGAUACUUUCAUUAAAACUCUAGAAGAAUGCAUGGAAUUGUCAAAUGCAAACAUUAUGUAUAACGUACCCAAUAAUGACGUUAUUGUACCACCAGCAACUGUUAAUCUAGCCUCAAAGAGGAUAUAAAUAUAUUUCUUACUCAAGUUGAAUUUUAUUUAUGUUUUACUAUUUACUAAGAAUUGUUAAUAAUUAUGUUUUUUGUGUUCAGAGUUUUGUACUGUAUCUAGAAUAAUUACUGUAACCAAAGUAUUUAAAUAACUCUUCCAGGGAAUAAAUAAAUAUAUUUUAAAGCAGCA